AUGGGCGAUGAGUCAUCAGAAUUUGAAGCUUUGCGGCAAUUCAUUAGAGCUGUUGAUCCUCAACAUGUACUCAGCAUUGGCUACAAUGUGCCUAUGCGGGGAAAUCCCUGCAUGCAUAAGUUGAAGGGUGUGAAAUGCAACUCACAGGGUACCUCAGUAACGGAAAUCAGGCUUGAAAAUCUGAAUCUUAGGGGCAUACUUGAUGUAGAUUCACUAUGUAAGCUCCCAAAUCUUCAAUAUGUUAGCUUAGCAAGAAACCAAAUCCGGGGAACUAUUUCUAACUCAAUAGUGCACUGCACAAGGCUAACCUAUUUGAAUCUAAGGAGCAAUUUUUUGAGUGGGAGGAUACCUAAAAAGGCUCUGAGUAAAAUGAAAGAUCUAAGGAGAUUGGACAUUUCUGACAAUCAUUUUACUACCACCAGCCCACUUUUGAAAGAGGAAUUUCAGCAUUAUACAUAUGUGAAGAAAUCAAGGAGAUUGCAGAGAAAUGAUGCCUUGAAAAACCAGGAAAAGGCUAUGGAGUCGGUGACCAUAAUGGCAGCCUCAGAUAGCCCAACUAUUGGGAAUCCUAAACCUCCCGGUAAAUCGUGGUACAAGAGAUACAAGUUCAUGAUACCAUUAGUUGUUGGGAUUGGCUUCUUUCUCUUGUUCACAUACUUUGCAGGGAGGAAGGCGGCGAAGUUAGCUGCAGAUAGGGAGAUUAUGAAGUCGCUUCGAGACUCACCACACAAAAUGCCUCUUCCUAAGAUUCAAGAGGAAGAGAAGCCAUUAGAAAAUUGCUCAGAGCUUGUGUUCUUUGUUGAAGAACACGAGAGCUUUAAAUUGGAGGACCUCCUUGAAGCCACAGCUGACUUGAGAAACCAGACCUUUCGCAGCAGCCUUUACAAGGUAAUACUCAAGAACAAUGCUCUAUACGCAGUCAAAAGGUUGAAGAAAUUGCAGGUACCCUUUGAGGAGUUUGGCCAAACAAUGAGACAGAUAGGGAACCUAAAGCAUCCAAACAUUCUACCUCUUAUUGGUUACAAUUCUAGCAAUGAAGAAAAACUUCUGAUCUACAAGUUUCAAACCAAUGGAAGUCUGCUAAACCUGCUUGAGAGCUACAUAGAGGGUACGAGGGAUUUUCCAUGGAGGGUUCGGCUAUCCAUAGCGCGCGGCAUUGCAAGGGGCCUAGCCUUCAUAUAUCAGAGAUCUGAUGAGUGCAUCCCUCAUGGGAAUCUCAAGCUCUCAAAUAUCCUCUUGGAUGACAACGGGGAACCCCUAAUUAGCGAAUACGGGUUUUCAAGAUUCUUCGACCCCAAGAAAGGAUGUGUCAUUUCCUCCAAUGGUUACACAGCCCCUGAGAAAAUGUUAUCAGAAAAGGGUGAUGUUUAUAGCUUUGGAGUGAUCCUUCUGGAGUUGUUAACAGGCAAAACAGUGGAAGGAACUGGUAUAGAUCUUCCUAAGUGGGUCACUGCCAUGGUUAAGGAAGAAUGGACAGGAGAGGUUUUUGACAAGGAGGUUGCUAAAGCUGCAAAAGAAUGGGCCUUUCCUCUGCUCAACAUUGCCCUAAAAUGUGUAUCAGCUUCCCCCACAAACAGGCCAACUGUGGCAGAAGUUUAUGAGAGGAUUGAAGAGGUUAUGCAUGACAAUUCGAAUUCAUCGGAUUGCACAACCGAGUGCGGCACCUAUCAAGACAACUGCUGCAUGCUUCACUCCAUCAUACCUGAGACCUGGGACAGUCCUGGAUCAAAUUACUAG
Messenger RNA from Prunus persica (peach), 1737 nucleotides. RefSeq names its product probable inactive receptor kinase At5g53320. The transcript is spliced from 2 exons. Bases 1 to 1737 code for a protein of 578 amino acids. Gene Ontology annotation, molecular function: protein kinase activity; ATP binding. Gene Ontology annotation, biological process: protein phosphorylation. The record is from RefSeq and is a predicted model, not a curated record. Lineage: Eukaryota; Viridiplantae; Streptophyta; Magnoliopsida; Rosales; Rosaceae.